AUGCUGGGCGGAGCAGUGCCAGACGGGCCGGUGGAGAAUUCAGUUUAGAAAACGUCCUCCGCCUUGUCUCACCGAGCGUUUUCCGAUAGUCCAAGAGUUGAGGCGACUGGCGUGCACGUUAAGGUUUCCUCAAAGAAAGCACAAGCACUACAACAACUGAUUCCAUGGCUUCCUGAGGAAUAAGUGACACUCUGGCUCCCUCUGCUGGCAAGGAGAAGAGCACCAUAACCCGGAUUGAGGGGCUUCUUCACCACCUCGACUCUUCUUCUAGUUUGGGCACUUCUGAUGACCGAAGGACAGAGGCCUCAAGUGCAAACACAAAAUCCUGAUUAGCAAACUGGCUGUUAGGAACACUAUGGACAACACGGCUCUCCCUCAUUAGACACUGAAAACACUGAAGCCACCAGCAUGUCUAGCUCAAGGGUGUACAGAUUUUUUCGUGAAUAUCAGAACAAUUCUGUUAUUACCUUGCAUUAUAACUUCACUGGAAAACUUGGGGACAACAAAUAUUCAGGAGGACUAAAAGUUGAAGCAAUAUGCCUCUUAGUGAUUUGUGUCUUCAUAGUCUUUGAGAAUUUUGUAGUUCUUCUUGCCAUAUGGAAGAACAAAAAAUUUCAUUUACCCAUGUACUACUUACUUGGCAACCUGACCUUGUCUGACCUGCUUGCCGGGAUAGCUUACAUGAUCAAUAUCCUUAUGUCGGGCUCCAACACGCUGAAGCUUACGCCAGUGCUUUGGUUCAUCAGGGAGGGAGGUGUUUUUGUCACGCUGGCAGCCUCUGUUAUUAGUCUACUGGCCAUUGCCAUUGAGAGGCACAUCACCAUGAUCAAGCUGAAAUUCUACCAGAGGGAUAAAAAGUGGCGCAUGUUUGCACUGAUUGCUGCCAGCUGGGCAUUGUCGGUUUUCCUGGGUAUCCUUCCAAUACUGGGGUGGAACUGCAUUGAUGACUUGGAAGGGUGCUCCACUGUACUCCCGCUGUAUGCCAAGAGCUACAUUCUCUUCUGUGUGACCGUUCUUAACCUCAUUCUGAUUUCCAUCAUUUUCCUGUAUGUGGGGAUUUACAGAAUUGUCAAAGUUAAUUCUCAGCGGUUGGGCAACCUCAGGAAAGGAAUGAGCAAAAAAUCUCAGAAGUACAUGGCUCUCCUCAAGACAUUCACGAUUGUGGUCGGAACUUUCAUCAUCUGCUGGCUACCUCUCUUCAUUCUGUUUAUCUUAGAUUUCAGCUGCAAAGUUCAAAAAUGUCCCAUCCUCUACAAAGCAGAUUACUUCCUGGGCAUUGCAAUGCUGAACUCACUCUUGAACCCCAUAAUAUACACCCUAACCAGUAAAGACAUGAGAAAAGCCAUCCUGAAAUUGCUCUGUAGACGCUGCCUUAUGACAGAAGAUGGGCAGGUGAACAGGUUUGGAAUUCCAUUUUUGGACUGCAACACUAGCAAAACAGACAAGUCCUCUUACCGGGUGGAAGGCAUUGAUAGCACGGUGUCUUCAGGAAAUGUCACACCUUCACCGAUCAAAGCUUUCCUGCCUAACAUGAGCAGACUGGCAAAGGAGACCUUGCCCAUUCCAUAGGUGGAGGGACAUCAGUAAUCAGAGGUGCAGACGCAAGCAAAAGUUUUUCAACGAGACUAGCAGCUCAUAUUCUUUUUUGUGCCUGUUGUGGCCACUCUCCUCGCUCCUCUGUGAGGUGCAUCUAACUGCCACUAGCAUCAAAGCCUUGGAGAUUUCCUGUCGACUGCUAAAGGAACUCAUAAACGUAUGAUUUUGUGGAGAUGGCAAAACACAGCACAGCAGCAUUGGUUUAGCUGCUUUUGCAGCAAGUUGACAGCUCUAUGAAUAAAGUAAAAACUUUGGGACUGGAGCUGCUGGCCUGAAGGUUACACCGGUGUUCCUAAAAAGGUUGGAAUAAGACGUCUUCUUAGCAGACACAACAGCAUUAAGUGUUUGGGUUUUCAAGGCCAAGUGGACAAUGUUUCAGAAAAUAAGUAAUCUUAUGCUUUAAGGCACUUCAUAAUGUCCUUUAUGUUAACACAUGACAAUUUCUGGGCACUUAUGCAACUGUCAAGUUGAUUUUUCCCCAAGAAAGGUCCUGAAAUGUGCAAUAAGGAGCCACACAGAGGUGGAAUGAAGACCCACAAUGUACACUGAACUCAAGGAGAGCUGGCAGGGUUCUCAGAUAGGUAGGGCUUUAUUACCUACAGUAUACGUGUAUGGAGUUUAAAAUCAAGGCCUUCUUGCUCUAAUGUGGAAGACCACACAGGGUCCCCACUUGACAUUUACCAACAAAACGGGCGCAUGCCAGUGUACUCCACUGUGGGUUGUUGAGGUUUAUGCACCAGCAAUUUCUGUUAAAAUGAGCAGAGUCUUUCAAGACAGGAGGGUGGGUUUCCUUAAAUAGGAUUGAUCAUUAAGGUUAUUGGAAGCCAUGAUCCAAAACUGACCACCUUUUCAAUCCUGAAUAACCUUUCCUAUAUAUAUAUAUCCUGUGAUAUAUAUAUAUAUAUAUGUGUGUGUGUGUGUGAAGGUGAGUCAAAUGAAAACCUUCAAACUGCAAUAGAAAUGCUUAACAUUGCACCACUGCCACGUAAGUUGGCACCAUCAUUAGCAACUCCAUUAGGAGAGUCCAGCAGGUGGAAGCACGGUGCAAACAAGCAACGUGAAGUCAUAUAAAGAUGGGAGCCCCACUGGAAACAUGCGCUAAAGUGGAGCAGUGUUUCAUUGUCUGCUUUCUGAGCAGCGAAGGGACAAAACCUGUCCAACUUCCUCAGCAUUGAGGACUUCAGAGUGGAGGGGUCCUGUUGCCACAAGACAACAGAUGAACCAUCGAGCUCUGACAUACUGGGUGUCGUCCAUGUUGGCUACAUUUACCAGACUUCACUCCCCCAGAAAUGUCCACUUCUUGGGACUGCUCAAAGAGGCACUGGGCAGAAAGACAUUCACGUCCAAUGAAGAGAGAGGUGCAGCAUGUGGUAGAGGAGUGGCUGCAUGUGUGACCACAAGACCUUUCUUUCCAGAAGAAUCCAUGCACUUUGUUGAGUGCUGGAGGACUUGUAUUGAAUGCCAUGGAGGUCACGUAGAAAGGUGAUGCGGCUGUUUGCUGCAACACAACAUGAUGAAACAAAAUAAGGUUUCCAUUUGACUCUCCCUCAUAUAUAUUAUAAUUUUCAAAACAUUUCUGCACUUUAUCUCUCAAAGUUUUUUUUUUUUUUUAUAUACACGUUUGAGACAUUUCAUAUUAAGAUGUUCUUAAUGAAGCCUCCCUGCCUCGCAGUACAUGGUCUAAAAGCCACUGAAUGCGUUCAGAAAAAGACAGCUUUUUGGUUAAGUGUGACACCACGUACACUCACUGCUUCUUUCACUCUUGUUACUACUUGCAAAAAUCGAUAACUUCUCUAGUUGUGAUUUCCUUUAACGCUUCCAUACUGUCAGUGCAAAACAUGGCUAGAGCCGCUGCUUCUCUUUCUUCAUAAUGUGAUUAUCAGUGGUUUAUAUGAGUGCAUCUGUUACACAUCCCUGACCAUUGUUUACUAUCACUAUCCACUCCUAAAUAUUUCAGAGAGGUAAAGUGUUGUCCACUUGCCGAGUAUGUGAUCUGACGUAAUUUCAGCUCUUUUAACACCUGCUUUCCACAAAGAUCAACAAUGCUUGCGGGUUAUUCAUUGGUGCAAAUUGAUAGAUACGCAGUCACAUACUGUAUACAUGACCUGGCAGGAACUCGCACGUUGGCAACAAGGUCAGCUGAGCCUAGCUGGCUUCUUCUUCCUCUCAGAGCUUUGUGUUAACAGCUGCCCUGAGAAGUCAAGCAAAAUGACACCUUUUAAUGGCGAACUAAAAAGAUUACAAUAUGAAAGAUGUAAUUUACAUUUU
This is a messenger RNA of Polypterus senegalus (gray bichir), 3864 nucleotides long. RefSeq names its product sphingosine-1-phosphate receptor 5b (gene s1pr5b). The transcript has 2 exons. Gene Ontology annotation, cellular component: membrane. The record is from RefSeq and is a predicted model, not a curated record. Gene Ontology annotation, molecular function: sphingosine-1-phosphate receptor activity. NCBI's taxonomy places the organism in Eukaryota, Metazoa, Chordata, Cladistia, Polypteriformes, Polypteridae. Gene Ontology annotation, biological process: G protein-coupled receptor signaling pathway. The coding region runs from base 409 to 1569 and encodes 386 amino acids.